Molecule: messenger RNA, 516 nt
Organism: Phycomyces blakesleeanus NRRL 1555(-)
Lineage: Eukaryota; Fungi; Mucoromycota; Mucoromycetes; Mucorales; Phycomycetaceae
Gene: COX11
Product: cytochrome c oxidase assembly protein Cox11
Exons: 1
Coding region: 1-516 (171 amino acids)
Cellular component (GO): mitochondrial inner membrane
Molecular function (GO): copper ion binding
Source: RefSeq, a predicted model, not a curated record
AUGCUCGGUGCUAGUUACGCCGCUGUACCUCUCUACCGUCUCUUUUGUGCCAACACUGGAUUCAGUGGAACUCCAGUAACAGACGUCACUCGCUUUUCGCCCGAUCGUCUGGUUCCCUUGGACGAGAGAAAGCGAAUCAGGAUUACCUUUGAGAGUAACAUGUCUGACACUCUGGCCUGGUCUUUCAAGCCUGAGCUUAGAGAGGUCUAUGUGGUUCCUGGAGAGACUGCCCUGACCUUUUACCGAGCCAAGAGUUACGCAAAGGAGGAUGUGGUUGGCAUAGCAACAUACAAUGUCACACCCCACAGAGCAGGCUCUUACUUUAACAAGAUUCAAUGUUUCUGCUUUGAAGAGCAGAAGCUAUCCCCAGGAGAGGACGUCGACAUGCCAGUCUUCUUUUUUAUUGAUCCUGAUUUCCUCGAGGACCCUUACAUGAAAGACGUCAAUACAAUUACCUUGGGCUAUACAUUCUUUGACGCAAGGUACGCCAAGAACCUCCAACCACAAAACUCUUGA